Prunus persica (peach) is the source of this 705-nucleotide messenger RNA. RefSeq names its product berberine bridge enzyme-like 21. NCBI's taxonomy places the organism in Eukaryota, Viridiplantae, Streptophyta, Magnoliopsida, Rosales, Rosaceae. The record is from RefSeq and is a predicted model, not a curated record. The transcript has a single exon. Bases 1 to 705 code for a protein of 234 amino acids. Gene Ontology annotation, molecular function: FAD binding.
AUGUUACAUGCAGAGGUUAUAAUCAUGGUGUUCUUCGACGUAAAACUACUUCCACUACUUAUCAUCCUUUUCAACUCAGUUUGGUCCCCAAGUUCAAAUUCAAUUUCUGAAAGCUUACUUCAAUGUCUUUCCACUCACCUAAAGCAUUCUAACUCAAGUAAGGAAAUAAUCUUAACCAGAAACAGUUCUGCUUAUUCCUCAAUCUUGCAAUCUUCCAUACAGAACCUCAGAUUCUUGAACAAUUCAACGCCAAAACCCAAAGUUAUCGUUACUCCUUUCCAUGAAUCUCAUGUUCAAGCAGCAGUUAUUUGCUCCAAGAAACAUGGCAUACAAAAAAGAUUCCAAAGUGGGGGCCAUGACUACGAGGGCCUAUCUUAUGUAUCAUAUGCUCCUUUCAUCAUCAUUGUUCAGACCAUCCAUAUUGACGUAAAGAAUGAGAGUGCAUGGGUCGAAUCCGGUGCUACACUUGGUGAAUUGUAUUACUUAAUAGCACAAAAAAGUAAUGUACAUGAAUUUCCAGCAGGGUCUUGUCCCACAAUGGGUGUGGAAGGACAUAUUAGUGGAGGUGGAUUUGGUACCAUAUUCAGGAAAUAUGGUCUAGCAGUUGACAAUGUCAUUGAUGCUAGGAUUGUUGAUGUCAAUGGCAGAAUUCUCAGCAGAAAGUCCAUGGGAGAAGAACUCUUAUGGGCUAUCAGAGGAGGAUGA